This is a messenger RNA of Marasmius oreades (fairy-ring Marasmius), 1809 nucleotides long. RefSeq lists its product as uncharacterized. The transcript is spliced from 9 exons. Lineage: Eukaryota; Fungi; Basidiomycota; Agaricomycetes; Agaricales; Marasmiaceae. The record is from RefSeq and is a predicted model, not a curated record. Bases 1 to 1809 code for a protein of 602 amino acids.
AUGUUCAACAACGCGUCUCACAUGAAUUUUGGAACUGCGAACUUGAGCAUCGUCCACGGAAAUCAGAAAAUUGUUCAUUGUCUGCAGCACGAACGUCAAGUUGCCGGUCCCGGGGAGGAGGAAUGGAAAGUGAAGCUGUAUCAGGAGUAUGACAGAUUUCCUGCAGGGAGAAUCAAAAUCCUCAAAACUUUCACUGAAAAUGGAGUCUAUCGAGAAGAAUAUGAAGAGGACCCCUCAAAUCUCAACGGGAAAGAAAGAUGGGACAAGUCGAGAGCAAAAUGGACUGCACAUCUGACCUGUCUUGUCCAAGGGGUGAAAGAGUCUUUGCCGUUCUUAAGUAUCACAUACACUGGACCCGAUGCGCAGAAGGUGUUCAAGCGGGAUUGCCUCAGAUAUUCACGAAACCGAUAUGGAAAUGUCGUACAGCUAAGAGGGUUCAAUGACUCGGAUAUUCCGAUGGUCCUAUUUCACGAAGAGCUUAUUCCAGUACAACAUAUUCAACGGCACCAUAAAUACUCAACUCUGCAAUGCUAUCUCACUCUCCAAGCCUGCAUCGCAAGGCAAAAUGUGCCUAAAUGGGAUCCGACGGAGCGGAUUUCAUAUUUUUGCAAAAAUGUGUGGAUUCAACCAAGAAAUGGAAGAAUAUCUUUCGGCCCAGCCGGACCUGAGCCUGAUUUCUUUCACGUCGAGACUUUCCCCGUGUGGCAGCUCGAAAGUUGCUCAAACAUUCCGGUUCUUCACCCUGCGACGUACAGCGCCGAUUGUAUUACCGAGUACCUGAUCAAGUAUUGCCCGGAUCAGAUCUUCUUGGACGUUCUCGCCUUUUCAGGCACACCGAACAGCACAGUGUAUCCAAAAAUAGAAGACUGUCCGCGUCAUAGAUGCCAAGUUUGGGAUCGCUUUUCUGGCCGACCGCUUGCAAAAUUCCGGUCCGGAUGGACGUACAGAGUAGGGUAUUCCUGGUUUGCUAAAGAAGACCUCCACCCAAUCGCCAUGGAAGAUGGAAGGACACGGUUUUCUAUAAAUUCGGCGGCAGCUCGGUUGCAGAUACAAGAAGAAUUUCUUUUAGCGUUCAGAUAUGAAAUAGAUAUUCCAUGGCAUCAGCGACGUCACGGAUGGCUAUCUCAAGCGUGCAGCAUUUUCAACACGCUGAAUAUACCAAAGGAUAAAUGGUCAGACUACGAUUUCAUUGACUAUAUUGAGUUGCUCAAUCUCGGUACCUUGGAUCAUGACGUUGAAGACGACUUUGACACAAUUGCCCCCAAUAUUGAUGAAUCUGACUAUUACCUGUUUGUACACCCGCCACCAUCCCUUCCUGGCGGAUUUCCCGACAUACGUGCAUGGAUGUCAGGGAAGAAUUUUUACUAUUAUUCCUCGGAUCCUAACGGGAAAUCUGCCAUGACAGAAUCCCAAUGUUUGUCAUGUCGGCUCCCUCCCAUUGUUCCAGAUGUUAUGAUUGACGGAUAUUGCUGGAACUCUGAUGUGUACAAUUUAAUCUUGGCAUGGCAAGAGAAGAAAGGUUUCGAUCCCACCACGAUGGAGUUCGCUCGUUCGUUGGGCUAUCCUAUCAUGGAAGUCAUAUAUUCCGACGUGGAUGAUCGGCAUUUUGAGGAUCUCUCCGAAGACACAGAUUCACUACCGUCUCAUACGGACAGGGUCAGUACUGGAGGCGAGGCCAUGGACAUAGACAUGCCGACAGCUUUUCCACAGCUGCCAGGUAUCGGUUCACCGUUAGAUCGGUUCCAACCUACAGGCGACGACGAGAUGGUGGAUGACUCGUUCAUGGACACAGCCAUGGAAGUGGACUAA